Phytophthora nicotianae INRA-310 is the source of this 2921-nucleotide messenger RNA. RefSeq lists its product as hypothetical. Gene Ontology annotation, cellular component: membrane. The record is from RefSeq and is a predicted model, not a curated record. Gene Ontology annotation, molecular function: mechanosensitive monoatomic ion channel activity. NCBI's taxonomy places the organism in Eukaryota, Oomycota, Peronosporomycetes, Peronosporales, Peronosporaceae. Bases 14 to 1237 code for a protein of 407 amino acids. The transcript is spliced from 3 exons. Gene Ontology annotation, biological process: transmembrane transport.
AUAGAACACGACAAUGAGCAACAGUAGUGUGGCCAAUACGUCGCUCGUGCAGGAACCCGUGAUCGACACGGUCGCGCCAGCGGUGUCUCCUGCAGCGGUGGCUUCCACACCGUCAAGCGAGCAAUGGCGGGUGUUUCUGGGCCUUGCUCUGCUCGCGGCGUCCUACGUGCUUCGCGUGGAGGUCGUGCGAUUCUCCCUUCGCGUGGCCCGCCGAAUUCUUCCAGCGCUCUUCGUCUGGCUUCGGGAGUUCGAGAAGAUGCUACUGCGGCCUCUAUCUUGGGUAGUUUUCGUUCUACUGGCCUGGUUCUCGGCCUUCGUGAUGGACCUGGAGAAUCUACUGGACAUGGAAGCGGGUUCUCUUCAAGGUAUCAUCACUCUACUUCUAGGGCCUCCGCUGGUAUGGGUCGUCAUUUGCUUCUGUAACUACGUCACGUGGGGUAUCGUCCGCGUGCAAGGCUGGAGUCGAACAGUAUCAAAAGACGAUGAUGAUUACAGCAGAGUCAUGAUCAUUACCGAGGGCAUUGGGGUUAUUAAAGUUUUACUGGUGGCUGCGGUGGUGUCUACGUGUAUUAUUGACGAGAUCGGACGGUUCACGGACUUCGAGUCGGGACAGGUGUCCACAGUAGCUGUGAUCAUGGUGGAGUUCGUAUUUGUAUUCGGUGCUCACUCGUGGUUGAAAAAUAUUAUGGGCGGGUUAAUGACGCUGCAAGACGAGCAGAUCAAGAACGGCCUUCAUGUGUCUUUCCAAGGCCAUGAAGGAGUGGUGGAGCGAUUAUUUCUGCAGGGGUUUUCACUGCGUCAAUACGACAAGGGGUUGGCCUACAUUCCAAAUAGUAUUAUGCUGGAGAACUCGGUGACAGUGCAAAGCAAGAGUCUUGAUAGACGUUGCGUCAUUCCAGUGCAUCUGAGUCACUCGACACCGUCGACAGCGCUGCGAAUUUUCAUCCAGGAACUGGAUAAUUUCCUGACGCAGCACAUGCUUGAUCGUCGAACGAAUACGAAGGGCGACGUGCUGGGACUCGAGAAGCCAAAAGGUGGUUGGGAUAUGAUGAACGUUUACGAGCACAGCAAGCAACUUACGAUCGAAGAAACGCAGUCGCCAGGUCGCUUCUGGAUCAGCAUUGAGGCGCCAUAUCUUGUCCAUGUUGUCUAUUACUCUCAAGAGCGGCACAUAAAGGGGCUUCUGGCUGAGAAAACCGAGGUUCGUUGUCUUUGCGGUGGCUUCUCAAUACGAUAAAGACUUACGUUGCUUUUGGUUAGAUCGUGCUUCAGAUUACGGAGCUGGUGACUAAACUCAAGCUGAGUUUGUUCGGAGAAGAAGGCAACACUGGUCCGCGUGCUUCAAUUCCUCCGUCUACCGUAGGAACUGAAGUACCUGACUUAACCGAGCGACACUCAAGUUAUAGCUCUGCGCCACUACCAGAGCUGGUGAGGAUUCGUCAACGAGGGCGAGCAACGCAAGCCAGUGAACCAAUCGGGCGGCGAGUCUUCAGUGAGCGCAAUAUGUUACGACAGCGGCGACCCCACGGUGACCGUGCCGACCUUGUAUAAAUUAGCACUAAUGUUAUAAUCCGCGGCCUGUUGGCAACGCAUUGACUCCAAGCCGCUGGAUUGUGUCGAUGAUGGCGAGAUUCACCUAGGAACGAAGAAUAAGUGAUAAUUCCUGGUAUGUUUGCAGUCAAGAACACUAACUCACCUCCGUUUUAGCAGCUUCAAGUGAGUUGAAGCGUUCACGAUCCAUUAGGACAAUCACUUUGACCGUGAACAUUGCGUGGAGCUCAACACGCACGGGUGGUGGUGGCGGUGCAAUCGGUCGGCCAGUCGCAUCGAACGCACUGGAGGUCGCACUUGACCGACCACGCGUACGUGGCGUGCCGGUGUUAGCGUCACUGGUUGCAGUUGAUCGCUGCCGGUCACCCAAAAUGCUGUCGCCGCUCUCUGCACUGGUGUUGCUGCUCGCACUGCUGGACCUAUGAAAAGCCUCACAUCGAUCUCUUCGUAGCGCUGAAAGAGCUUCAGUUGUCAGCGCAUACGCUGGCAAGACAGCCUGCAACUCCUGCACAAGUUCCUUCAUCUUUUGAGCAGGUGUAGUUGGGUGUAGACGCAGCAUGAGAGAGUGCGUAUGCGCCUCGAGAGCGUUGCCACUGGUCUGGUAACUGUCAGCGAAGAUGCCAUUCGGCACAAAUAUCCGCGAUCCGUCAGUUCGUCGCAUAAUCGUCCUUGCAAGCGAUACCCGCUCGAUAAAGCCCAACAUUCGUCGCACUUUGACCUCACUGCCAGUCCGGAAAGGCUCUGCAAAGAUGAGGAACAAUCCUGUUGCUACAUUUUUCAGCUGAUAAUAACAGGAUGAACACAUUGCUUCAUUAGUUCCACUAACCAUUCAAGGACAUGUGUGAGAUUGUACUCACCACGGUGAAGCCUGAGAGAACAGCGACUAGUUCAACGCUCAGAAACCCCACGACGAGCACGUAGCGCAUGAACGAGUUGGAUAGGAAGAAAAUGUAAAAAAUCUCGAUCAGGAUGAAGACAACGCACACGAACUUGAUGGAUUCGGUGAUGACGAAGAUCCGUGCGUCGUAGUUCGACGAGCUGCGGUCCCAUUUGAAGUACCGGACAAAGAGCUAUACACGAAUGUAAGUGAGAAUCGGCGUAUAUCACUGGUUCUAAACUUUUGCAUUCGCGUACAUUGGUGACGACUUUACGCAUAGCGAAGGUACCGAGCACGAGCGGGAUUGCUACGAGGUAGCUUAGGUACUGCAUCACCUCGUCCUUCUCGCUUCCAAGGUCCAGAAUGUACCGGGCGAUCACAUCGCGCACCAGUAUCAGGAACAAGAACCACCAUAGAUAUGUCAGCAUGUAGUGCUGUACGUCCGCGAUCCAUCUAGACGAUAAUAAUGUGUAUUAGAAAAACUCAAUUUGAC